Malassezia vespertilionis is the source of this 1008-nucleotide messenger RNA. RefSeq lists its product as uncharacterized. Gene Ontology annotation, biological process: ergosterol biosynthetic process. NCBI's taxonomy places the organism in Eukaryota, Fungi, Basidiomycota, Malasseziomycetes, Malasseziales, Malasseziaceae. The record is from RefSeq and is a predicted model, not a curated record. Gene Ontology annotation, molecular function: iron ion binding; C-4 methylsterol oxidase activity. The transcript has a single exon. The coding region runs from base 1 to 1008 and encodes 335 amino acids.
AUGAGUGGCAAAGCGCGUGUUGGACCGCGACCCAACGCGGACGGAUGGAAGCAUGAGAAAGGUCUUCCAUUCUUGCACAAAACGUUCACAGCGUUUGGCAUUCUGCCGCCAAACAACAUGGAGGCGUACAAAGCCAAGCCGGGGGAGAAAGUGCAAGUUUACCGCGAAUGGAAUCAACUCAUUUUCCCUUUACCGCUGGCGUUUGUGCCUUUCCUUGCGCGUUAUUACUACUACCACUAUGUUUCUCAUGAGAUGCCGAGUACCUUGAUCACGUCCUUGUUGCUCUUUGCGCACACUUUCUUGGUUGGCCUGUUAUCCAUUCAACAUUUCAACAAGCUGGUUCGUCAACAUGGAUACCUCGAUGCAGGUGCGGGUCGCGACACUGUCCCGUUUGAGCUCAUGCCGAAAGUGGCAUUUGAGAUCUUUGCUGCGGCCAUUCUGCGUCCAACCAUGAUUGUGUUGGCUUGCUACGACCCGAAGGAGGAGCCCCGCCUUACUUGGUGGCUCCCUGUCCAGAUCUUUGUUCUUACUCUUACAGAGGACUUUACGUACUACUGGCUCCAUCGCCUUUGCCACGAAGCAGAUAGCUGCUGGCAUUUCCACCGUUUGCACCACACUACGAAGCACCCCACUACGAUGCUUCUUGGAUACGCGGACGACUUCCAAGAGUUUAUCGACUUUAUUGGAUCGCCGACAAUCAGCUGGCUCAUGUGUCCGUUUGGAUUUGACGUGACUAUGACUUGGAUGUUUAUGUUGAAUUAUGUUCAGUUGGCUGGCCACACUGGUUUGCGGAUGCAUGCGGGCUCGAUUUUGUCCGGUCCUUACCUUAGUCCGUUUGGUAUGGAUCUCGUGGUGGAAGACCACGAUCUUCACCACCGUCACGGCUGGAAAGAUUCGUACAACUACGGCAAGCAGACGCGCUUUUGGGAUACUUUGUAUGGCACUGCCGGUGACCGUCUGGAGGGGCAUCCCGAUAAUUUGGACUGGAGCCACUACAUUAGCGUUUGA